AUUCGCCAUAUGUGUAUCAGGAAGAAGCAGAUGGAGUGAGAGAUAAGUUGCAACGUGUUCGUCAUUUAAUUCUGAACAGUUUCUCUUUCACUCCUAUGAGUUUCUUUCUCGCUAUCAUUCACUUCUUCGCUAACAUAUGCGGAUCAAAGAGCCAAUAAGAAUUGAACCAUAAAUGUCUAAACUCUGACUUGGGCUGAGUUCCACUUAACGUCCGCAACGAUCACGGCAUCAUUUUAUCCUUGUUUUUCACUGAACGUUAAAUAAGGAUAGAAUCGUUGUGAACGUUAAGUGGAACGCACACUUGGUGGAACUUUACCGUUUCCCCGCUAGAAGGGAGCCGUCGAUUUUCGAGCCUUCGAGUCGACUUGACGUCGAAUGGCGACAGCCAGCAGUUUGUACGAACCGGAGCAGCGAGAGUUAAAAGGAAACUGUUCGCGGCUGACCAGUCUGUUGUAUGAGAUGGGUGGUGUCAGAUCUUGAGGUGGAAACAGUCAGACCAGUACAGUGCAAACGCGGAGGUUCUUUGGUGCGGCUCUCACAGGACAAGUAAACGGACAAGCAAGCGAGCAAGCAGUUCGCAUCGUGCUUUUAGGACGCGACGCGACGUUUAAAUGAUGUGAGUGUCGGACGCUCUCAUAACGAGUGCAAGUGUAGUGUCACAGUCACUUGUGACUCCCGAACAAUGUUUCACCACGAGUACGAGAAACGGCUGUGCGUGAAGAUCACGACGGACGGCUCCGGAGCAACGGCUAGUGCCUCUGCCGCUGUUGCCAACGCCUACUCGCCCGUCUAUUUCUCACCCACGAAGACGUCGACGAUCAACAACAGCUACGAUCGCUUCAUACCUACUCGAUCGGGCAAUAACUGGCAAACCACGUUUUCUAUGAUCAGCGAAAACGGCCGGGGCGGCUUGAUAACGAAAAAGACGAGGGAGAACGGCGAAGGCAGUCGCGACGGUAUCGCUUAUUCCUGCCUGUUGAAGAACGAGCUACUGGGCGCCAGUAUUGAGGACGUCAAGGGCCAGUGCGAAGAGCGUCGAGUGUUGUCACCAUUAGUGACGAAAAACCUGUUUAAGUACACCACACCUACCAAGGAUCGCACUCUAUUGGACCAGAGCUCACCUUACUCUCUAUCACCACUCAGUGCAAAGAGUCAGAAGCUACUGAGGUCACCCAGGAAGGCCACCAGGAAGAUUUCCAGAAUACCUUUCAAAGUACUGGAUGCACCUGAACUACAAGAUGACUUCUAUUUGAAUUUGGUUGAUUGGUCCUCUCAGAAUGUCCUUAGUGUUGGCUUAGGCAGCUGUGUUUACCUCUGGUCAGCGUGCACCAGCCAAGUGACACGUUUAUGCGACUUGUCCAGUGAUGGCAAUAGCGUUACAUCUGUUGCAUGGAAUGAGAGAGGCAAUCUGGUGGCAGUAGGCACACACAUGGGUUACAUCCAGGUGUGGGAUGUGGCUGUGAAUAAGCAGGUGAGCAAGUUGCAGGGUCACAGUGCUCGGGUAGGCGCCCUCGCGUGGAAUGGCGAGGUGCUCUCCUCCGGCAGCAGGGAUAGAUUGAUACUGCAGAGGGACGUAAGGACGCCGUGUGUGGUCGGCGAACGCCGGCUCGGCGCACACCGGCAGGAGGUGUGCGGCCUUAAAUGGUCACCGGACAACCAAUACUUAGCAUCCGGCGGCAAUGACAAUCGACUAUACGUGUGGAACCUGCACUCUCUCUCGCCUAUACAGACUUACACGGAGCACGUAGCGGCAGUUAAGGCCAUCGCCUGGUCGCCUCACCAUCACGGACUGUUGGCCUCCGGCGGCGGUACUGCUGAUCGCUGCAUUCGUUUCUGGAACACGCUAACCGGCCAACCGAUGCAGUCAGUCGACACGGGCUCGCAGGUGUGCAAUCUCGCGUGGAGCAAGCACAGCUCCGAGCUGGUCAGCACGCACGGCUAUUCGCAAAACCAGAUCCUCGUGUGGAAGUACCCAAGCCUGACGCAGGUCGCCAAGCUUACCGGCCACUCGUAUCGCGUUCUUUACUUGGCGAUGUCGCCGGACGGCGAGGCGAUCGUCACCGGCGCCGGCGAUGAGACCUUGCGCUUCUGGAAUGUUUUCAGCAAGGCGCGCAGUCAGAAAGAGAACAAGUCCGUAUUGAAUCUGUUUACGAGUAUCCGAUAAAUUUGCUGUGACAGUUACGAGAAGGGUGGACGGGUGUCAGCGCGCUGUGUCGGAAAUGUCGGCAUCGUAUUAUUUUAUUAUGUAUUUGUACAUAUAUAUACAUCUCGUCUCGAAUAGAUCGAAUAUGUUGAAUAUAUACGAUCAUAGUAUUCAAAAAAUUAUUAUAUAUAUACCUAUAUGUAUAU
Odontomachus brunneus is the source of this 2349-nucleotide messenger RNA. It is a transcript of the gene fzr, whose product is annotated as fizzy-related protein homolog. Gene Ontology annotation, molecular function: protein binding; anaphase-promoting complex binding; ubiquitin ligase activator activity. Bases 683 to 2164 code for a protein of 493 amino acids. Gene Ontology annotation, cellular component: anaphase-promoting complex. The transcript has 2 exons. The record is from RefSeq and is a predicted model, not a curated record. NCBI's taxonomy places the organism in Eukaryota, Metazoa, Arthropoda, Insecta, Hymenoptera, Formicidae. Gene Ontology annotation, biological process: positive regulation of ubiquitin protein ligase activity; positive regulation of anaphase-promoting complex-dependent catabolic process; anaphase-promoting complex-dependent catabolic process.